Culex pipiens pallens (northern house mosquito) is the source of this 1841-nucleotide messenger RNA. Its product is annotated as CDK5RAP1-like protein. The record is from RefSeq and is a predicted model, not a curated record. NCBI's taxonomy places the organism in Eukaryota, Metazoa, Arthropoda, Insecta, Diptera, Culicidae. Gene Ontology annotation, biological process: tRNA modification; negative regulation of cyclin-dependent protein serine/threonine kinase activity. Bases 70 to 1806 code for a protein of 578 amino acids. Gene Ontology annotation, cellular component: mitochondrion; cytosol. Gene Ontology annotation, molecular function: tRNA-2-methylthio-N(6)-dimethylallyladenosine(37) synthase activity; 4 iron, 4 sulfur cluster binding. The transcript has a single exon.
UAAACAAGAGAUCUUUACAAAAUUGCACUAAGUUCGGUUACUUAAUCAAUCCUUAAAACAAGUUCUACAAUGAAGUGCGCCGCGCUCCGGUUCCUGUCCCGCCGCUACCUGAACCCAAACACCCUUGCCGUGCGCUGGAAACACGAUAAAGUUAGCCCCAACAAACCUGACCUCCAGAGCGGACCUGGGCUGCAGGACUUCAUUAGCGCCUCCGCAUCGUCCAACGGUACCAAUGUCCACCAGGUUCAACACCCGCGGGACAUCCCGCCGUACCUGUCCCGGGAGAGCUUGCUGGGCCAGAGGAGGAAGGUGUUCUUCGAGGUGUACGGUUGCCAGAUGAACACCAACGAUACGGAGAUUGUGUGGUCGAUUCUUAAGGGUCACGAGUACCAGCGGACCGGAAGCAUUAAGGACGCCGACGUGGUGCUGCUGAUGACCUGCGCGAUUCGGGACGGAGCGGAGAGUACGGUGUGGAACCGGUUGAAGCACGUGCGGUUGAUGAAGGAGCGGCGGGAAUCGGAGGGAAGGGCGUUGCAGGUUGGGGUUCUGGGCUGCAUGGCUGAGAGGUUGAAGCGGCAGCUGGUGGAGAAGGAGGGUUCCGUUGAUGUGGUUGCGGGUCCGGAUAGCUACAAGGAUUUACCGCGGUUGUUGGCGGUUGGCCAGAAGGGACAGAAGGCGAUCAAUGUGCUGCUUUCGUUGGACGAAACGUACGCGGACGUGAUGCCGGUGAAACUGGAUCGAAAGUCGCGGACGGCGUACGUGUCGAUCAUGCGAGGCUGCGACAACAUGUGCUCGUACUGUAUUGUUCCGUUUACGCGAGGGAAGGAGCGGUCCCGGCCGGUGGCUUCCAUCCGCGAGGAGGCUCUUCAUUUGGAGGCGAAAGGAAUUAAGGAAAUUACGCUACUUGGACAGAACGUGAACAGCUAUCGGGAUCUGAGUACGGAGUCGGACGGCGAGAGGCAAGCCUCCGUUUUGGCACCAGGUUUCAAAACAGUCUACAAAACCAAGGUUGGAGGUCUGAGAUUCGCCGAACUUUUGUCGGAACUCGCGGAAACAGUCCCAGAGAUGCGAAUCAGAUUCACCUCCCCUCAUCCAAAGGACUUCCCCCGUGAGGUUCUAGAAACCAUCGCUCGCUACCCGAACAUCUGCAAGAGUCUCCACCUACCAGCACAGUCCGGCAGCUCAACCGUCCUGGAACGAAUGCGCCGCGGCUACACCCGGGAAGCCUACCUAAACCUAGUCGACGAAGUACGCACCAUCGUGCCGAACGUGACCCUGUCCAGCGACUUCAUCUGCGGUUUUUGCGGUGAAACCGACGCAGAAUUCGCCGAAACACUGUCCCUGAUCGAGCAGGUCGGCUACCACACGGCAUUCCUGUUUGCGUACAGCAUGCGGGAAAAAACGACCGCCCAUCGGCGCUUCACGGACGACGUCCCAACCCCCAUCAAACAGCAACGUCUACGCGACAUGAUAAAAGUCUUUCGCGCGGGAGCGGAACGCCUGAACGCGCAGUUUGUCGGUCGCGAAGAGUUGAUCCUCGUCGAAGGGGCGAGCAAGCGGUCGCCGAACGAUUUGGCCGGACGGAAUGAUGGCAACGUGAAGGUGAUUAUUCCCGGAGGGGAUGUUCCCGUUGGAGGGGAGGACGCCGGCGAAAGGAAGACCAUCGUGAGUGGGGAUUACGUUGCGGUCAGGAUUGUGGAGUCGAAUUCCCAGAUUCUGAAGGCGGUGCCGCUGUAUCUGAGUGGUAUCAGAGAGUUUGCCGACAGAAAUGGAGCAAAGAAGUUGGCGGAGAGUGUAAGUUGUUGAGAAUAAUUAGCUAAGUUGACUAAAGAUACUGCUGU